Messenger RNA from Pelodiscus sinensis (Chinese soft-shelled turtle), 2829 nucleotides. The record is from RefSeq and is a predicted model, not a curated record. NCBI's taxonomy places the organism in Eukaryota, Metazoa, Chordata, Testudines, Trionychidae.
UAAACAGUUGUGGUGUCUAUUUAUCUUAUUGUCUCAGACAGAAAAAAUGAAAACCCACUCAGCCAUUGUUUUCCUCCUCCUCUUCGUCAUCAGUUAUGGCUCUUCUGAAAACUCGAGUACGUCCAGAGGGUGUGGAUUGGAUCUUCUCCCCCAGUAUAUUUAUCUGUGUGACCUGGAUGCCAUUUGGGGAAUAGUAGUGGAGGCAGUUGCUGGAGCAGGAGUGCUGACGACAUUGCUGUUGAUGCUGAUUUUGCUAGUGAGGUUGCCAUUCAUCAAGGACAAAGAGAAGAAGAGCCCACUGGGAAUGCAUUUCCUCUUUCUCUUUGGAACUCUAGGACUGUUUGGGCUGACUUUUGCAUUCAUCAUCCAGGAAGAUGAAACAGUAUGUUCCACUCGAAGAUUUCUGUGGGGAGUUAUCUUUGCAUUGUGCUUCUCCUGUUUGCUAGCUCAAGCUUGGAGACUACGUAGACUGGUUCGACAUGGUAAAAGUCCUUCUGGCUGGCACCUAGCUGGCAUGGCAAUCUGUCUUAUGCUGGUCCAGGUCAUUAUUGCAACAGAGUGGUUAAUUCUGACAGUUGUGAGAGAUAAGAAGUUGGCCUGCAAUUAUGAGCCAGUUGAUUUUGUUAUGGCCUUGAUUUAUGUUAUGUUCUUAAUGGUAGUUACCAUGGGAGUCUCUCUGUUCACUUUAUGUGGAAAGUUUAAAAAGUGGAAGAAAAAUGGAGGUUGCCUCAUUAUAACCAUUUUUUUCUCGAUUCUGAUUUGGGUUGCUUGGAUGACCAUGUAUCUGUUUGGCAAUACUGAAUUGAGGCAAAAAGACAAAUGGAAUGACCCCACUCUUGCCAUUGCACUGGUGUCCAAUGGUUGGGUGUUUAUUAUUUUUCAUGCUAUCCCAGAAGUUCAUUGCACCAUUCUUCCAUCCCAGCAAGAAAACACACCCAAUUAUUUUGAUACUUCACAACCAAGAAUGCGUGAAACUGCUUUUGAGGAAGAUAUCCAACUUCCUCGGAGCUACAUGGAAAACAAAGCCUUUUCAAUGGAUGAACAUAAUGCAGCUUUAAGAACUGCAGGAUUUCGCAAUGGCAGCUUGGGAAGCCGACCUAGUGCUCCCUUUAGAAGCAAUGUUUAUCAGCCAACUGAGAUGGCAGUUGUGCUAAAUGGUGGGACUAUACCAACUGCUCCACCAAGUUACACUGGAAGACACCUCUGGUGAAAGGCUAGAGGUUCUAAAGAUAAGAAUCUUUGUUUAAAAUGUUAUUCCCUGGCAGUGUGUCUUUUUAAGGGAGGAAUCAAUAAUGCUACAACAAAACAGCCAGACAUCCAGGAGCUUUGGAAUCCAAGAUAGGGUUUUAUGUAAACGUGAACACUGUUGAACUGAUGAGCUAAUCACAGAAACAAAACUGCACAAUUCAAGAUGAAUUUAAAAUAGAAAUAGGCACACUUUGAAAUGGAAGAGAGGACAUCACACAUUCUUAAAUGUGAGAUAUAACCUGUCUGUAACUCAGUGUGUGAGGCAAGCCUGACCUUGGUUUGUUGUCAGCUCUUUGCAAAAAACAAAUAUCCCUCUCCCCGCAUCCGCCUCAUGAAACUUUCCCUUACCUAACGUAAUCCAUGCUGCCAUAAGAGAUUGCCACUGCAGUGUGAAAAGUAUGCAGGGUUUCUUCCUGCUUUUUUUCCCCCCUCUUCAUUUCAGGUGUUGUGUGAAGUGUCUUGGUUGUUCUGUUAUCCAUCUCUGAUGUGAAUGUCAUCUAGGGUCAAGCAUAGUCAGUCUGUGGCAACUAAAUUACCAUUAUUCAGCAAUGAGAUGUGAUCCACUUAAAGAAAAAAGUAUCAAGUUUGGUUGUGGUGAAAGGAAAUGACUGUGCAUGCUUCAUGCAACUUUGUGAAGCAUCCCUAGGGUAAGAGUUUAGAGUCAGAUCACCUCAGUAAUGUAGAAUCAGCCACUGCAGUUCAAGGUGCCCUGUUGAUACAGUCUCACUCCAGAGUUCAAGCAAAGAACCACAAGUUUUCAAACCCCUUAUAUUGUUUUACAUAUGUGCACUUGUGGGCACCAAGUCAAAUUAUGGAGAGACAAACUUCAGCAAAGCCUCUUAACUGAGAAGAGAAUGUGGCCCGGGGUUGCCAAAAGAUGUUCUAUAGAUAGGAUGAUACAUUAAAGGAAACCUACUGUAUUACACACAACUUUAGGUUUGUUCUGAUGGCUGAUCUUAUAAGGUGCCUAGGGAAGGGGAAGGUAAUGAUCACCUUCCAGGAGGUGCUUGGUAAUUUAAGGAUUGGGCCCUCACUUCCUACUUUUGGACCUAAUUCUGUAACCCCUGCUCAUGGGAAUAGCCUCAUUGACUGCAAUAGUCUGUGCAUCUUAAUGUGUAUAUGUAUUAGCUAGUAGAAUCUCCACUGUUGAGGUUCAGGAUUUUGUGUGGGUGUGUGUGUGGGUGUGGGUGUGUGUUUUGGAGUUGGGAUAAGACAGACAACUCUUUACCAAGGCUUAUCUAGGUUAUGUAACAAGUUCUUACUGCCCAUUAUUCUUGCCAUGGUUUUUGUUACUUUAAAGCAAAUCAUUCCUUUAUUAUUUAGCAUUUAAUACAUAUCAAACAUUGAAAGUCACUGUAUCCUGUUUGGUCAACAUUACUCCUAGCUUUCCUAGACACUAAAAGCAAUUCUUUUUACAUGAGGGUGUGGGUUAUGUAUAAGGGUAACAUUUUGCAUAUGCUGUAAUAAAUAUAUAUAUAUUCUAUUUUCAAAUAAAAAUAAAAAUAUACAAAGAAAAUUGAAUAGCGCAGUAGUUUCACAGAAGAACACUAUUUGCUGCAUACUGCAAAAAAAAAAAAAAAA